This is a messenger RNA of Ipomoea nil (Japanese morning glory), 3532 nucleotides long. RefSeq names its product kinesin-like protein KIN-5C. Gene Ontology annotation, molecular function: microtubule binding; plus-end-directed microtubule motor activity; ATP binding. Lineage: Eukaryota; Viridiplantae; Streptophyta; Magnoliopsida; Solanales; Convolvulaceae. The transcript has 23 exons. Gene Ontology annotation, biological process: microtubule-based movement. Bases 420 to 3143 code for a protein of 907 amino acids. The record is from RefSeq and is a predicted model, not a curated record.
CCCCGUCCCUCUUUCAAUUCCAGAUCUCUCUCUCUCUCUCACUCACACACACACACACACACACACACACACAAGCAAACGCUCUGGUCGGGGCGAGAAUGUCGGGCCGACAUGAGAAAGAGAAAGGCGUAAAUGUUCAGGUUCUGCUUUGAUGCAGGCCAUUUAGCGAGGAUGAGCUGAGGAACAAUGCGCCGCAGGUGGUGACCUGCAAUGAGUACCAGAGAGAAGUGGCAGUUACGCAGAACAUUGCUGGGAAGCACAUUGAUAGGGUUUUUACAUUUGACAAGGUUUUUGGUCCCUCAGCUCAGCAAAGGGAUCUCUAUGAACAAGCAAUUGUUCCCAUUGUCAAUGAAGUUUUAGAGGGUUUCAACUGCACCAUCUUUGCUUAUGGUCAAACUGGCACAGGAAAAACUUACACCAUGGAGGGUGAAUGUAAGAGGUCAAAGAGUGGGCCUAAUGGAGGGCUGCCUCAAGAGGCUGGUGUCAUACCUAGAGCAAUAAAGCAAAUAUUUGAUACACUGGAGAGUCAAAAUGCAGAAUACAGCGUGAAAGUCACUUUCUUAGAGUUAUAUAAUGAGGAGAUUACUGAUUUGUUAGCACCUGAGGACUUAUCUAAAGUUGCUUUAGAGGACAAGCAAAAGAAACAACUGCCACUCAUGGAAGAUGGGAAAGGUGGAGUUCUUGUGAGAGGCCUUGAAGAGGAAAUUGUGACUUCUGCUAGUGAGAUAUUCACUCUACUCGAGAGGGGAUCAGCAAAGCGCCGCACUGCAGAAACCUUGCUAAAUAAACAAUCAAGUCGGUCACAUUCGCUUUUCUCCAUAACCAUACACAUCAAGGAAGCAACCCCUGAAGGUGAAGAACUUAUAAAAUGUGGCAAGCUAAAUUUAGUUGAUUUGGCUGGAUCGGAGAACAUUUCUCGUUCUGGUGCUAGGGAGGGUCGUGCUAGAGAAGCCGGAGAAAUAAAUAAAAGUCUGCUUACUUUAGGGCGGGUGAUUAGUGCUCUUGUAGAGCAUUUGGGGCAUGUUCCCUAUAGGGAUAGCAAACUCACGCGUUUGCUCCGAGAUUCACUUGGGGGAAGAACCAAAACAUGCAUUAUUGCCACAGUGUCACCUGCUGUUCAUUGUCUUGAGGAGACCCUUAGCACACUGGAUUAUGCACAUAGGGCAAAAAAUAUAAGGAAUAAGCCUGAGGUGAAUCAAAAGAUGAUGAAGUCAACCCUUAUCAAGGAUCUUUAUGGUGAAAUUGAGCGGCUAAAGGGAGAGGUUUAUGCUGCUCGUGAAAAGAAUGGUGUCUACAUACCUAAAGAACGUUACUAUCAGGAAGAAAGUGAGAGGAAGGCAAUGGCGGAUCAGAUUGAACAGAUGGGUAGUACAAUAGAAAACCAACAAGAGAAAUUUGAGGACUUGCGGGGUAAGUAUGAUGCAGAGGUUCAACAGUGUUCUGAAUUGACCAGCAAACUGGAUGCUACUCAGAAAGACUUGAACCAAACUACUAAACUGUUGGUCAGUACUGAGGAAGAGCUAAGACAAUGCCAGUAUGCCCUAAAGGAACGAGAUUUUAUAAUAUCUGAACAGAAAAAAGCUGAACAUGCAUUGACACAUCAAGCAUGCGUUUUGCGCACUGACUUGGAGAGAGCUCUCCAAGACAAUGCUGGAUUAUUUCUUAAAAUUGCCAGAGAGGAUAAACUGAGUGCUGAUAAUAGGUCAGUGGUAAACGGCUUCCAAGCUGAGCUUGCAAACCAGCUUGGUUCUCUUUGUAACAGAGUGGCCAUGUCUAUGUCCCAGCAGAGUGAACACCUUCAAUGUGUUGAGAAAUUCUGUCAUUCGUUUCUUGAACUACAUGAUAAGGCAAUACUAGAAAUGAAGAAGAAAGUCAAUGAUUCAAGGACCUUGUACAUAUCUCACUUUGGUGCCAUGCAAAAUGUUGUGCGGUUGCAUAGUGCUAGCUCCAGUGCUGCUCUUGAUGAAAUAUCCAGUUUGGCUUCUUCAAAUGGACAGUCAAUUAAUGAAUUCUUAGCUGCUGAGGCUGUUGAAACAAAUAGCAUUUUUGAUACUCUUCAGAAAACUUUGUUGACUAACAAAGGAGAAAUGGCACAUUUUGUUCAAGAGCUUCGCCAUAGAUUUAGUGCCAGUACCGAGCACUUGAUGAAUAUCUCAAAGGACAUGCAAGGAUUUUUUGAUAAGCUUGUAGUGGAAUCAAAAACACUUGGUUUUCAUGCAAAGAGAGUUGAUGAAAUUCAAACAAAGCAAAUUUUUGAAUUUCAGAAGGAAUAUGAGGAACAAUCAAGAUCAGUGGCUGAGAAGCUUAUUGCUGAUGUGGCCUCUCUGGUUUACCAUCACAUGCAUUAUCAAAAAGAGUUGGUGGAUGAAAGGCUUGUGGAACUCAGAGAAACAGUUACCGAAAACAAGACAUUUUUGGAUGGACGUGUUACAUCAAUGGAGGGUAUUACAACAGCUGCAAAACGAAAAUGGUCAGAUUUCUUCAUGCAAGCAGGGACCAACACCAAAGACAGUGCCGACUUUUCUGCUGCAAAACAUUGUCGAAUCGAAGCAUCACUAGAAAAAUGUGUAAGCACUACCGAGACAGCUUUACAGCGGUGGCAAAGUAUGUGCGAAUCCAUAAAUGGCAUGGGCAGUCAACAUGUCUCAACAAUUCAUUCACUUGUUAGGAAUACAUGUGAUAGUAACAAGCAUCACAUGACAGAGUUUAACUCUGCAAGAGAGGCUGCUGAAGAAGACAUUAAGAGAAAUAGUGAUGAUGUUAUUCAAUUCUUUGAUGGGUUGUCAGAGCAAGAGAGGGGAUCUAUAUCAGGUAUACUGAGUACUACCAGUGCACAUUCUGGAACACUAGAAGAACUCCAGAAAGAUCACUCUAAGCAGGCAGCUUCCAUAGAGCAAAAUGCUUGUGCAACAUUCCAGCAGAGAUAUAUGGAUUAUGAGCCAACUGGAACAUCACCAGUAAGGUUUGAGCCUGAUGUUCCAAGCAAAGGCAAUAUUGAAUCACUCCGACCAAUGUCCAUGGAGAUGCUACAGGAGGAAUUCCGGGAGAACCAUUCGUAUGAGUCCUUUCAAGUUAAGGAGGAAGCAAAGGCACCACCACCAUCACUAAUCCCGCGUUCUCCUCUCUCACAGAUCAACCAGUAGGGGAAGGAUAUUCAUUUAAGGUCUUGCAUGGUACUUAACAUAUCUAACUGUAUUCUCUUGUCUUGUAUAUGAGAGGCAGUGCUGUAGCCUGUAAGCUUUCAUAAUUUUAAUGGAAUCCCUUCUUGGGAUUCCUAAAAUGCUGUAAAUUUUGGAUGGUCUGGGGGAAGAUAAAAAAAAUCCUUUCUUGAUAGUUGAGAGGCAGUUAUGUAUUUGUUAAGGAAAUGUAAUGUGACAAAUUAAUCUCUCAUAAUGUUGUGUAGUUCUAGUUGAUACUUUAUUUCCAUAGAAAAGAUUUGAAGUAGUGCUAGCUAGGAUCAUCUGUAAACUUUAGAUAUUGAACAGUGUGUGAUUGCAGGUUUAUCAUUAAAUAAACUCUACUUGCUUUGUCA